CAUAGAGCCAGCGGGCGCGGGCGGGACGGGCGCUCUGCGGCCGGACCCAGCCAGGGCACCACGCUGCCCGGCCCUGCUCCGGCAGGCACCUCUUCCCCGGGCUCCUGGGGACGCCAGAAGAAAGUCAACCGUUCUUGCUUAUCCUUGACCCGCGUUGGACCUGCAUUUUUUUUUUCUUUCUCCUUACUUUUGAAUUAACUGGCUUCUUGGCUGGAUGUUUCAACUUUUUUCCUGGCUGUGAACUUUUCCCCGAUUGUUUCCUUUGCAAACUGCUGGAGAAAGUGCGCUGUGGUUCGAGGAGAGCCGUGAGGAUGUGUGCGCGUGGCAGUGUGUGCAUGCAUGUGUAACCAAAGCCGGCCGGUCUGUUGGGAUCUGCGCCGCGGAGCCUCCUCUCAAGGCCGGCUCCACCUGCUGCGGUUACGCGGUGCUCGUGGGCAUUUUUGCGUCGGAGCAGCUAACCCGCGGGCGCUGGGCGACGUUGAAGGAAGAUCGUCUCGCUACUGCUCAAGUCGGGGCUGACUCACCGAGCCAAUGUAGACAGUGCUGACUGCCGAAGAGUGUGUGUCUGCGUGUGUGCGACUCGGCUGCCGCUCAACUCCCACCAAACCACAGGCUCAGCCACAAACUUAACCAACAUCCCCAAACCCGAAGUGCUCAGAUGUGGAGAGCUGUACUCUGAGUUUCCUUGACUUGGACUUUUCUUUUAAGAUUAGCUAAGAUCUUUGAAAAGCUGAAUUUUCUGCACUGAGCAUUUGGUAGAAUUUAUUGAGAGAAAAUGACAAGUACUUCUAGCCCUGCCUUUCUCCAACUACUGAAGCUGAUUUUCAAGGCUACUUAAAAAAAAAAAAAAAAUCUCCAGCGAACAUUAAUGGGUUUCUGUUGUGUUCAAAUUCUCUACAGAUUGUAUUGUAAAUAUUUUAUGAAGUAGAGCAUAUGUAUAUAUUUAUAUAAGAGUACAUAUAUAUUAGCACGACCUUCGGAAGUCGAAGCUCUUGCUUUUGAGGACAGAAGCCGGUUUUGCAUGAUAAAAGUGGCGCUAUAUGGAAGACUCCCUUGUAUUUUGUGUUCUGUUGGGACUUCAGACAAAACUCACCUGCAAAAAACUGACAGGCAAUUAACUACUGGAACUUCAUGUAUUUGCCAGUCAUUUUGCUCUCCGCAUAAAUAUUUUAGGAAGUGUAUGGGAAUUUUGCCUCGGGCACUUUUGUCACAGCCAAAGACUGAACUUGAACUUUGAAAGCAGGACUCACAGGAAGAUAGUCACCCUUUGGCGUUUGACUUGGGAUUCUGGUCGUCCACUUUUGAAUGCACUAAGCGGCCGGUUGCUAGGAGCCCUGCCUGGGUCUGAGGCCCAUCGGCAUAAAUACAACGUUUCCCCUCCUGGACUGUUAGUAACUUAGUCUCUCCCCCCCCCCCCCCCCCGCAGUAAUAAAAGCCCCUGAACUUGUAUGUUGGUCUCCCGGGAGCUGCUUGUUGAAGAUCCGCGCCUCGGUCGCCGUCUUGUAGGAGCUGUUUGCAGGGUCCUAACUCAAUCGGCUUGUUGUGAUGCGUAUCCCCGUAGAUGCCAGCACGAGCCGCCGCUUCACGCCGCCUUCCACCGCGCUGAGCCCGGGCAAGAUGAGCGAGGCGCUGCCGCUGGGCGCCCCGGACGCCGGCGCCUCCCUGGCCGGCAAGCUGAGGAGCGGCGACCGCAGCAUGGUGGAGGUGCUGGCCGACCACCCAGGCGAGCUGGUGCGCACCGACAGCCCCAACUUCCUCUGCUCCGUGCUGCCCACGCACUGGCGCUGCAACAAGACCCUGCCCAUCGCUUUCAAGGUGGUGGCUCUGGGGGACGUUCCGGAUGGCACUCUGGUCACUGUGAUGGCCGGCAAUGAUGAAAAUUACUCAGCUGAGCUGAGAAAUGCCACCGCGGCCAUGAAAAAUCAAGUCGCAAGAUUCAAUGACCUCAGGUUCGUUGGUCGAAGUGGAAGAGGCAAGAGCUUCACUCUGACCAUCACUGUCUUCACAAACCCACCCCAAGUCGCUACCUACCACAGAGCCAUCAAAAUCACAGUGGAUGGACCCCGAGAACCUCGAAGACAUCGACAGAAACUAGAUGAUCAGACCAAGCCCGGGAGCUUGUCCUUUUCCGAGCGGCUCAGUGAACUGGAGCAGCUGCGGCGCACAGCCAUGAGGGUCAGCCCACACCACCCAGCCCCCACACCCAACCCUCGUGCCUCCUUGAACCACUCCACUGCCUUUAACCCUCAGCCUCAGAGUCAGAUGCAGGAUACAAGGCAAAUCCAGCCAUCCCCACCGUGGUCCUAUGAUCAGUCCUACCAGUACCUGGGAUCAAUCGCCUCUCCUUCUGUGCACCCAGCAACGCCCAUUUCACCUGGACGAGCCAGUGGCAUGACAACUCUCUCUGCAGAACUUUCCAGUCGACUCUCAACUGCGCCUGACCUGACGGCCUUCGGCGACCCACGCCAGUUCCCCGCACUGCCGUCCAUCUCAGACCCUCGCAUGCACUACCCCGGCGCCUUCACCUACUCCCCGACGCCCGUCACGUCAGGCAUCGGCAUCGGCAUGUCGGCCAUGAGUUCGGCCACGCGCUACCACACGUACCUGCCGCCGCCCUACCCCGGCUCGUCGCAGGCGCAGGGCAGCCCCUUCCAGGCCAGCUCGCCCUCCUACCACCUGUACUACGGCGCCUCAGCCGGCUCCUACCAGUUCUCUAUGGUGGGCGGCGAGCGCUCGCCGCCGCGCAUCCUGCCGCCCUGCACCAACGCUUCCACUGGCUCGGCGCUGCUCAACCCCAGCCUCCCGAACCAGAGCGACGUGGUGGAGACCGAGGGCAGCCACAGCAACUCCCCCACCAACAUGGCGCCCGCCGCGCGCCUGGAGGAGGCCGUGUGGCGGCCCUACUGAGGGCGGGCGGGCGGCGGCCCGGAGGCGCGUCCUCCUGUCACCGGGCUGAGCCGUGUGACACCAUCCCUUGGAGCCUUGUGUUUCCAGAGAAAGCCGCUGGGCCGGCCAGCGCGUCUGGGGGCGAGCGCGUCUGUCUUCUGUGGUCUCCCCUGCGCCGGGCCUGCGCCUCCUGCGCUUCGGAAGCCUGUGCAUUCGCCGUCGCCAUCGGCCCUCUGCAGAUCUUUCAAACCUGACACAACUUGAGGGUGUCCGCCAACCCACCACCAUGUGGACACGUCGUAAGGCAAACAGGAAGAUUCCCAGAGGGAAACUGUGAAUGCUUCUGAUUUAGCAAUGCUGUGAAUAAAAGAAAGAUUUUAUACCCUUGACUAAACUUUUUAACCAAGUUGUUUAUUCCAAAGAGUGUGGAAUUUGGGGGGGGGGGGAUGGAACUCAUCCUGUUUGGCAUCUAAUUUUUAUUUUUAAUUUUCCGCACCUUAUAAAUUGCAAAAUGCAUAUUUGCAUUUGGGUGGUUUUUAUUUUUAUAUAUAUAUGAAAAAAUUUGAGCUUGCUUCUUUCUUGCUUUGACAAUUGAAAGAAAUAUGAUUCCCUUUUCUGUUUUAUUUAACUUUUCUUUUGGACUUUUGUGUAGUUGUUUUUUAAGAGACAGCUACAGCUUUGGGUCAUUUUUAACUACUGUAUUCCCACAAGGAAUCCCUAGAUAUUUAUGUAUCUUGAUGUUCAGACAUUUACUUAUGUGUUGAUACUUUUUUAAUUAUUUAAGUGUACUUAUAUUAAGAAGAAAAAUAUCAAGUACUACAUUUUUUUGUUUUUGAUAGUAGCCAAAGUUAAAUGUAUCACAUUGAAGAAGGCUGAAAAAAAAGAUGGGUAAUGUGAUCACUUGGUUAUCUAGAAAUAUUGUUUACAUUAAACUCCCUUUCAUGUUAAUCAAACAGGUUGGUAGCUAAUGCAGCAAUGUUUUUAAUAGGAUUUUUAGACACCGAGGGUCACUCCAAGGAUCAGAAGUAUGGAAUUUUCUGCCAGGCUCAACAAAAGGUCUCAUAUCUUACACCCUCCCUUUAAAAGAAAAGGUCAAAUCUGGUCCCACAGAGUUCAGGCAGGGGUCAAUGAUUACACCUCUGGAGAGGAUUUAAUUUCUGCCCAGGUGUUUGCUCACUCCAUGGCCUUCUGAGAAUUUCCGACAUGCUUUGUAGCAGAACACAUCCAAAGUAAGCAGUGUGGAGGAGCGGUAUUUACAGAGAAAUCAAAUGAGUGAAUUUAGGCGUUCCAUACCUGCUCAAUUCUGGGGUAACAGGAAAAUAAUCCUUUUUGACACAGUACCAUUCAUUGAUGCAGAACUCAACUUGUGGCUGUACCCCAAGGGUGGAAAUAGAAUGAUGUAGACCCACUGCUGAUCUAGAAGGUGCUCCUUUGAGGGUGGAAGGUCUCCAGGUGAAUUUUCAGAAUGUUGUCCCAGAAGGAGGCCUGAAAGAGCCCAUUUCCCGCUGCAUGCUUCAGUGGGAGAACGUCAUCCCACCUGUGAAGGACCGCCAUACUGUGCUGCUCACUCACAAACAUCUUUGUGUUGCUUUCAGCAGGCUGAGAUCCUACUCUGUGGGGAGUGUGCACUUUACCUGUGCACCAACAUGACAGAAAGAUUCAUGUCACUGCUACUCAUGGCUACAAUUCAAAGGCAUCCAAUGUCACUGUAAAUUUUAUGGCACUAUUUUUAUUGGAGGAUUUGGUCAGAAUGCAGUUGUUGUACAACUCAUAAAUACUAUCUGCUGAUAUUGACAUAUGUGUGCUCAAAAUGAUCUGGUUGUUAUUUAAUGUACCUCUUAAAUUAGUUGAAAUGAUUUCAGGUCAACUCUGAAGAGUAUUUGAAAGCAGGACUUAGAACAGUGUUUGAUUUUUAUUUUAUAAUUGUAAGCAUUCAAAUUAGACAGAUCUUUGGCUGCAGGCAGCGAAACAGCUGGACUUAUUUAAAAACAACUUGUUUUUUGAGUUUUCUUAUAUAUAUAUAUUGAUUAUUUGUUUUACACAGAUGCAGUAGCACUUUGGUAAGCGUUAAAGAGUAAAGCAGUUUGUGUUGUCAGGUUGUUCUUAUCUAGAAAAGAGCUAUAGCAGAUCUUGGAGAAACUCAGAUUAUAUUCAUUUUUAUUUUAGACAUACUCCCUCUACAACUCAGUUUUAUAUGUUGUGUUACUCCAUACUACAUCUUUGCAGCUAAAUUAUCAUCAAAUGUUUGAAAAUUUAAAAAUUUAAUUUCUGAAAAAGACCAUUAGCCCAUUUCCCCCAAAUUGAACUUAAAUGUUCUUUUCAGCACAUGUUGCCAUAUCUGACCUGUUAAAAUGCUGACAAAAAAUGAAGGAAAAAAAUUUAUAUUUUUCAGUUCAGUUCUGGUAUCUGAAGAUAUUUCAACUCAAAACCAGCCUAAUGCCGUACGUAAUCUCUCACAUCAAACCUUCACUCUCAAAGCCAUGUAUGGAGAGGGCUUGUCACUCUGUUUAGACUCACUGGUUUGGCCAUUCAGAGCUUCACAGACUCCUACCAGCAUAUACAGUAUUUAAUCGUCUCAGAAAAAAUAAAUAAAACCGUAGUUGUUUGGGAGAUAAGUCUCAUACAACACUUUUUCUUUUUCCUUGAAAAAUUGCAUUCAUUGCUUUCAGAUAAAUUAAGGUAUCUCUUUAUUCAUUGUCUUUAGGUAAAUUAAGGUAUCGGCAAGACCUUUAAGACAAUCAUGUAAUAACUGGGUUUAUCUAGGAGCAUUGGUCCAGCAGAAGAUUGAAUAAGCCAUUUCUACUGCUUAUUCAUGCCCUUAUUUAUGAUUUCAACAUGGACACAUAUUUCAGUUCUUUCUGUUUUUCUCACUAUCUAAGAAUAUAUUUCUCUUCUUCUCUGUCCCCCAAUAUCUUCCUCUUUCUCUCUCCUUUCUCUUCCAUUCUCCCACUUUCUGUGAGGAGCUAGCACACACCCCAUCCCAACACCAAAUGUCCAGAAUACAAGGUGGUCCAGUGCUUCUCCCUUUACAUAAAGGAACCUGGUGAGUCAGCCUUUCUCCUGCUUGUGGGUUUCUUCCAGCAGAAUAGAGACUUUGCCAACCAUUUUGGAUCUGCAUGCUGUCCAAAUGCAGCAGCAGAAACCUUCAUGGGCAAAUUACAAUCAGUGAGUAAAUACCCUUUCUGCUGCCGAGGGUUUCUGUGCAGAUAAACAGAAAUGCUCUGAUUAGAAAGGAAAUGAAUGGUUUUACUCAAAUGUCCUGCAAUUUAGGAUUGCAGAUUUCUGCCUUGAAAUACCUGUUUUCUUGGGACAUUCCGUCCUGGUGAUUUUUGCUUUUGGUGGUUUGUGUUUUGGGGGGGAUGACAUGUUUGGGGUCUUUUAUACACGAAAAACUGGUUUGACAAUCUCAUAAAACGUUUUUUACAUCUGAACAAAAUGCCUUUUUGUUUACCCUAGAGUAUGCAUUUGUUUUCGGUUCUUUGUUUGUUGGGAAUUUUUUCCCUCCUUUUAGCCAGGUCAGUAUUGAUGAGACUGAUCAUUUGGCUUUUUUUUUUUUUUCCUUCCGGAAGAGUUGCAUCAACAAAGUUAAUUGUAUUUAUGUAUGUAAAUAGAUUUUAAGCUUCAUUAUAAAAUAUUGUUAAUGCUUGUAAUAAUUUUUUUCAAUUUUUUUGUGUGUGUUUCUAAGGACUUUUUCUUAUGUUUGUUAAAUACUGUAGAAAAAAAUGCUUCUUUCUACUUUAUUUUAGACUUAAAAACGAUCUACUUAUUCACUUUUGUAAGCAGCUAAUAGCAUGGUUCCAAUUUUUUUUUUAAAGUUCACUUUUUGUUCUAGGGAAAAUGAAUGUGCAAAAAACCAAAAAGAACUGUUGGCUAUUUGUGUUAUUCUGGAUGUAUAAAAAUCAAUGGAAAAAAUAAACUUCCAAGUUGAAAUGAUACUAUAA
This is a messenger RNA of Cynocephalus volans (Philippine flying lemur), 6827 nucleotides long. RefSeq names its product RUNX family transcription factor 1 (gene RUNX1). Bases 1546 to 2907 code for a protein of 453 amino acids. Gene Ontology annotation, cellular component: nucleus. Gene Ontology annotation, molecular function: RNA polymerase II cis-regulatory region sequence-specific DNA binding; ATP binding; DNA-binding transcription factor activity, RNA polymerase II-specific. The transcript is spliced from 6 exons. Gene Ontology annotation, biological process: chondrocyte differentiation; ossification; neuron differentiation. NCBI's taxonomy places the organism in Eukaryota, Metazoa, Chordata, Mammalia, Dermoptera, Cynocephalidae. The record is from RefSeq and is a predicted model, not a curated record.